Messenger RNA from Rana temporaria (common frog), 883 nucleotides. It is a transcript of the gene QRFP, whose product is annotated as pyroglutamylated RFamide peptide. Gene Ontology annotation, molecular function: orexigenic neuropeptide QRFP receptor binding. NCBI's taxonomy places the organism in Eukaryota, Metazoa, Chordata, Amphibia, Anura, Ranidae. The record is from RefSeq and is a predicted model, not a curated record.
AUGAAGGGUGCUAGUGGACUGUCUCUCCUGCUCUUGAUGGUACUUGGAUCCUGCUUUGGCCUACAGGAAGUGGAGGAUGGUGAACCUUGGGAGAAGAUUCGAGUUGUGAAAAUACUGACGGACAGGGAUGAGAACAUCCCACCAUACCUCCAACAUCUUGCAAACCCGAGAGAUAGAAAUCAACCAGACCCGGCAUCAAUGUUCAGUGUAGCCAAGGAACUUCAAGGUUUUGGGAAAGAAAGAGCUGGCUUCAGGUUUAGGUUUGGUAGAGACGAAGGGAAUGAUGUUGAUGACUUUGAACCACAACUGGACAAACGAGUAGGCACAGCCCUUGGAUCACUGGCUGAAGAGUUAAACGGUUACAAUAGAAAAAAAGGUGGCUUCAGUUUCCGAUUGGAAGACGAUAGAUCAAAACAUUUCAUUGCGUCUACGUGCCAGUCUCUCAAAUUAUUUUAUAUCUCCUGUUCCCCAAGUAUUAAAAAAAGUCACGGGCAAGACUUCUUGCUUUAAGCUGUUGAAAGUGCUGUACAAAUAUAUUCCUGAUUCUGUAGCACACUUCCAUCCAUUAAAGCAAACAUUUGCAGAAUCCAUUUUCAAACAAGUCAAUGAAAUCUUCCUGCUAUACAAGUGAGAGAGUAAUGAAUCAAUUAUGCCCAAGACUCAUCCAAACUCUGUGUUUCUUUUAUCGGUUGGGUAUGGAAAGAUAUUGAAAGUUUAUAGGAGAACUGACAGGUUUUUUUUUUUUAACCUAGUGGCUCAUGAAUAUUAUUUUAACUGUUAAAAUAUCUGCUAAAGAGACUUUGAAAACAAACUGGGGUUUAACAAUGUAUCAAACUGGAGUUUUUAUUUUGUACAACAAACUAUUAAAAAGGAAAAAAAAUAA